AUGGAACGUGGGAGGAUCAUCUUCUACGAGGACAGAAACUUCCAGGGCCGCCACUACGAGUGCAGCAGCGACUGCCCCGAGCUCAGCACCCACUUCAGCCGCUGCAACUCCAUCCGUGUGGAGAGCGGGGCCUGGGCGGUGUACGAGCGGCCCAACUACGUGGGCUCCCAGUACGUGCUGACCCGCGGCGAGUACCCAGAGUACCAGCGCUGGAACGGCUACAACGACACCAUCCACUCCUGCCGUCUCAUCCGUCACAUCUCCGGCACCUACCGCAUACGCGUCUACGAGCGGCCUGACUUCAUGGGUCAGAUGAUGGAGUUCAGCGACGACUGCCCCUCGCUGUCCGACCGCUUCCGCCACCGCGAGAUCCACUCCUGCAAGGUGUUCGACGGCGCCUGGGUCUUCUUCGAGCAGCCCAACUACCACGGGCGCCAGUACCUGGUGGAGCGGGGCGAGUUCCGCCGCUUCACCGAGUGGGGGGCCAUGGCCGCCAGCGUAGGCUCCAUGCGCCGGGUGCAGGAGUUUUGAGAUGUGUGUCCACCGCCGUGGCACCGGUGUCUGUCAUUUAGAUCCAAACAAUAAUGAUGCUCAUAAUAAAGACAUGAUGAAAGGGUUAAUAUUCACCUCCAGGCUGAGUGUCAUCUUUUACUCACACACACCUGUGG
This is a messenger RNA of Clupea harengus (Atlantic herring), 668 nucleotides long. RefSeq names its product gamma-crystallin M2-like. Bases 1 to 531 code for a protein of 176 amino acids. The transcript is spliced from 3 exons. The record is from RefSeq and is a predicted model, not a curated record. NCBI's taxonomy places the organism in Eukaryota, Metazoa, Chordata, Actinopteri, Clupeiformes, Clupeidae.